AUGAGAUUCACCACCGCCACGCUGCUCUCGUUGGCGCUGCCAUCGCUGGUCACUGCUACCGGCGGCCAUGGCGACCACGGCCACGGCAAGCCGCUGGUAGAUUCAACGAAACUCCAAUCUCUGGUGAAGACGAGGGAUCUGCUUGAUGGCUCCCAUAGACUCCAGCACAUGGCCGACGCGAAUGGCGGCACCCGUGCCUUUGGAAGCGCCGGCCACAACGCUACGGUUGACUAUGUCUACAAGACACUCAAAUGUCUCGAUUACUACAACGUGGUCAAACAACCCUUUACCGAAAUCUACUCGGCGGGCUCAGGCAACCUCAAGGUCGGCAACCAGUCGAUUGCCACCCAGAUCAUGACUUACACCCCAGGCGGUGAGGCCACAGCGCCGAUCUUGGCCGUCGCCAACCUGGGCUGCGCGGUUGCCGACUUCCCGGCCGAUGUGGUUGGCAAAAUAGCUCUCAUCUCGCGUGGCACCUGCAGCUUUGCCCAGAAGUCACUGAGCGCCAAAGCUGCCGGUGCCGUUGGCGCCAUCAUCUACAACAACGUUGCCGGCGCGCUUUCCGGCACACUGGGCACCCCGUUCCUAGACUAUGCGCCCGUCGUCGGCAUCAGCCAGGAAGAUGGCCAGUCCAUCAUUGCUCUUCUGUCUCAGGGCGCCGUCACGGCCACGCUCAAAAUCGAUGCCACCGUCGAGGAGCGCGUGAAUUUCAAUGUCAUUGCUGAGACGAAGGGCGGAGACCACAACAAUGUCCUGAUUGUCGGCGGUCACUCGGACUCUGUCCCUGCUGGACCAGGCGUUAACGACGAUGGAUCCGGAAUCAUCGGCAUCUUGACAGUCGCCAAGGCUCUCACCAAAUUCCGCGUAAACAACGCCGUCCGCUUUGCCUUUUCCGAGAUGGCCAAGAUCCGCGCCUACCUCAACUUUGACAUGAUCGCCAGCCCCAACCACAUCUAUGGAAUCUACGACGGCGACGGAAACGCAUUCAACCUGACGGGCCCCUCCGGUUCGAACAUCAUAGAAAAAGAUUUUGAAGACUUCUUCAAGAGCAAGAACACCCCCUCGGUUCCGACCGCCUUCAGCGGCCGGUCCGAUUACGCCGCCUUCAUCGAGAAUGGCAUCCCGUCUGGUGGCCUGUUCACGGGCGCCGAGGCACUCAAGACGGAGAAGGAAGCGGCGCUAUUCGGAGGGCAAGCGGGCGUCGCUUAUGAUGCCUUUUUGCUCAACACCAAGGCCAUCGCCAACUCGGUCGCCAAGUACGCCGCUAGCUUUGCCUCGCUGCCGGCUGUCAAUGUGAAUGAGCGCCGCUGGGAGGCUGAUCGCGCCAAGUUGCUCAAGCGGAAUGUUGACACGCAUGGUCAUGCUCAUGUCCAUUCUGGUCCUUGUGGUGGUGGGGAUUUGAUCUAG
Canariomyces notabilis is the source of this 1407-nucleotide messenger RNA. RefSeq names its product peptidase. The transcript is spliced from 4 exons. NCBI's taxonomy places the organism in Eukaryota, Fungi, Ascomycota, Sordariomycetes, Sordariales, Chaetomiaceae. The record is from RefSeq and is a predicted model, not a curated record. Gene Ontology annotation, molecular function: metalloexopeptidase activity. Gene Ontology annotation, biological process: proteolysis. The coding region runs from base 1 to 1407 and encodes 468 amino acids.